AAAGCUCGUAUAAAUAUGGAAGGAUUACAACAGCUGAGACACACUCAUCCGCCGGUCGUGGAAUCUACAGGUUCAAGCAGACACCUAGCUGAGACAAGAAGCACCAAACCACAGUCCAGAGUAGGAUCAAUUAUAGCACAAUGAACUCAUCCAGCCAGCUCAACCGAGGACUUUCGAUAAUGCAGUUGGUUCUCGUACUGCUGAUGGCGAGUUCGGUGGCGGCGAAUCAACGUUUCUGUGGAAAGCAGCUGGUGAUGAUCCUAUCGAUGUUGUGCGAUGAGUAUCCGGAUCUGCACAAUAGCAGUAAAAAAUCUAUGAUCGAUUUAGGCAAGAUGGAUUACGCGAAUGACGAUUGGAUGAACAUGAUCGGUCAGGAUCAGGAUGUUCCGGCAGUUGGCUCUGAUUUGAUACUUCCAGCUGCCCACACGGAGCAACAGAAGAUCCCCCUCUGGGUGAGUAUGAUGUAUCCCCAGGAUUAUCCGUUCCGUGCGGCGGCAGUCGGACGCAACGAUCUGAUUCCGACUCGAUUCCGGAAGAACUUUCGCGGUAUCGUUGACGAGUGCUGCCUGCGACCGUGCGGAUACAAUCAGCUGAUCAAGUACUGCAAAACGGUCGCCUAAGCUGUCUCGCCUAGUGGACUAGUGGGGGUGUUGGAUGUGCGAGAAACUUGCGCGAAAAAAACAAAACCAAGCGAAUUUAUGUGCCUCAGCCAAUGUUGGAAGUCAUUUAGAAUUUAGGAUUGUUAUUUGUUUUGUGUGGAUAAACAGAUCUCAUACAGAAUUAGCUAAACGGUCGUUGUCGAGAAUAUUCUAAUCCAUCGUAAAACUUGUUGUAGCGAAUUCAAUUCUAGGCAAAUGUAAAAAUUAAACUAUUUCGUAUUCGUGUGCUAGCAAAGGUAAAUAAAAAUAUUUACA
This is a messenger RNA of Toxorhynchites rutilus septentrionalis, 914 nucleotides long. RefSeq names its product LIRP-like. Lineage: Eukaryota; Metazoa; Arthropoda; Insecta; Diptera; Culicidae. The transcript is spliced from 3 exons. Gene Ontology annotation, molecular function: hormone activity. Gene Ontology annotation, cellular component: extracellular region. The record is from RefSeq and is a predicted model, not a curated record. The coding region runs from base 141 to 620 and encodes 159 amino acids.